AUGGAGCAGUUGUUAUUGUGCAAUGAGGUAGAAAACGAAAAAAAUGAACCAUUGUUCCUUACAUUAGUGAGAAAAGAAGCUUAUAAAACUAUAAAAGAUUUAACUGCUCCAAAAGUCUCAAGUACCAGAACUUAUUCACAGUUGAAAUCCAGUACCAAGUUUGCUGAGAAAUUAAAAAGUUUAUCUAAAGACUGUAGUUUUGGCGAAUUUCUGGAUGAAGCUCUUCACGAUAAAUUCGUCUGUGGGCUAAAAGCUGAUAAUAUCAGAAAACGAUUGUUAGCCGAAGACAAUUUGACAUACCCUAAAGUAUUGCAAAUAGCUGUAGCAAUAGAAGUAGCAGGUCAAGCUAGGUUAGUAGGAGGAGAUGUAAACAAAGUGUGUAACAUAAAUUUUUUAAGUAAAAAGUCGAGUAAGUUUGAUAAAUACCCAAAUCAAAGUAAUGUCAAGCCUGAUAAUAGAGAGGAGCGUUGGUCUUGUCCCAAAUGUGCAAGUAGACAUAACCCUGCAAAUUGUCCUUCGAAAAAUUGA
This is a messenger RNA of Diabrotica balteata, 528 nucleotides long. NCBI's taxonomy places the organism in Eukaryota, Metazoa, Arthropoda, Insecta, Coleoptera, Chrysomelidae. The record is from the annotation of a GenBank genome assembly.